UUACUUUUACAAGAAAAGUUAUCAUCGAACUUAAAACUUAAAUGGCUAGUAUCAAACAAACUAUUUGCAGGCUCUGCCUUGCGACUAUACCAGACAAAAAUUUCAAAGUAGUAGAUGAGUAUACUAAGGCCGUUUUAGAUAUUCCUUUGCUGAAGUUGAAAUAUGAGGACGGUGACAAACACGUAGUGUGUAAUCUGUGUUAUGAAAGGUUAAACGCUGCCUCAGAAUUUAAAUCCACUUGUUUGGACACGUACAACACAAUUAUUCCAUACGUAGAUUGUGAGAAAAUGUCUGGGCUUGACUUGAGAGAAAUUUAUAUGAAGGAGAACGGAAAAGUUAUUUCAUGCGACCAGAAAGUUUGUCAGUUGUGUAUGCAUCUAGUAACAAGUGAAUUUAGACGUGUACUCGAAGCGGAACUUGAUGUUAUCCUAAAAUUCGUUCCGGAAUUGAACACCUGCAUUGCCAAGGAUCCUGUUAUAUGUACAUUAUGCUUUAAUUCUCUGUACACUCAUAAUGUCUUUCUAAAAGAUUGCUCAAUUAUAAGUGACAAAGUUGGAGGUGUUUGGGACAGUCAAAUCGCAGACGGUGGAGCGGAUUUAUUCAUUAAAACUGAAAACUUGAGAGAAUUGGAAUUAGAAGUAGAUGGAAAAAUUAGAGGCAUUUGUGAUAGUUCAGUCGGAGAGAGCCAAACGGAGAUCAACGUAUUACCGUCUGGUUUAUUUAUUAAGACUGAAAACUUGGACAAAGAUUACGAUAUUAACGAGAUGGAAAUGUCGGUCAAAACUGAAUGUGUCGAGAUAAAAUCGGAAGAAGAUGAAGGCAGAAAUUACACGCUACAACCAAGCUUCACGGAUGUAAUAAUUAAGAAUAGCUACAAUGGAGAUGUAGAAGAAAAGGAGCUACAGAACCAAAACCCCAGUGUCUACAAAAAUAAUAAGAGUCGUUUCACAGCUGCUCAAACAAAAACCAAGAAUUCACUCUCAUCACGGAUGAGACACAAAAACAUAAAGGGAGCACGAAAGUACAAAAUAAAGGCCACGCAUCCUCUAGGCAGGCAAACGAUGAAAUGCAACGACUGCAGUUAUGAAACUAUUUACAGGAAAAACUUCGUGAGGCACAUAUUAAGGCACAAAAACGUCGUGCAAGCGCCAAAGUACACAUGCGAUAUGUGCAAUUUUAAGUCGAUGUACAAAGAAAGUCUCAUCCGUCAUCAAGUAUCACACAAAAGCACCUCGGAAACACACAUGUACAAAUGCGACGUUUGCGAUUACGAAUCAAGAUACAAGAAAAAUCUCGACAGUCAUCAGAUGACACACAAAAGUCGUUCGGAAGGGCCAAUGUACCGGUGCAGCGUUUGUGAUUACGAGUCGAGGUAUAGGAAAAAUAUCCGGUACCACGAAUUACGACACAAAGACGCCUCGCAGGUUCAAAUGUUCAGGUGUAACGACUGCGAUUAUAUAACCAGGUAUAAGAAUAACAUCGCCUCGCACGUGAUGAAGCACAGGAAGCUCCCGCACGAGUGUAACGACUGCGACUAUAAGACGACAAAUAAGAGCCAUUUGCAACGACACGAAUUGAAGCACAAAAGUGUCGCCGAAACAGAAAUGUACUCGUGCGAAUUGUGUGAUUACGUAACAAAGUACAAGGGAAAUCUUACUGGCCACCUAUUAAGACAUGAGAUUGGUGCCAAAGCACUGAAGUAUUCGUGCGAUAUCUGUGAUUUCGAAACGAAAUCUAAAGCAAACAUUAACAUUCACGAAUUAACUCAUAAAAAUCGUUCGAAAGCACAAUUGUACACGUGCGACACCUGUGAUUAUGCGACCUACCACAAGAGCCGUAUCACAAGUCACGAGUUAAAACACAGGGAUCCCACGCAGGUUCAAAUGUACAAGUGCAACGACUGCCAUUUCGAAACUAAAUACAAGAAAAAUAUCCUCUCCCACGUGAUGACACACAAGGAGGCUUUGGAAGAACGGAUGCACCAGUGCGAUAAGUGCGAGUACACAGCGAAAACAAAGAGGAACCUGCAACGACACCUGUUGCGGCACAAAACUGCUUCUUCCGAAUUAAUAAAGUACGAUUGCGAUCUUUGCGAUUUCCAAACGACUUCUAAACAAUACUUGAAGUUCCACCAGUUCAAUCACGAAACCUCCACGCAUUUGUACCAGUGCUCCAAGUGCGAUUAUAAAACUAAACAAAGCUAUUUGCUUGUGGCCCAUGAGGUGAGGCACAAAGUCGUUCCGGAAGCGCAAACAUAGGGAUGUUUUUUCUGGAUUUUUAGACAAAUGCAACAGUUUCAAGCACUGUCGGUGAAGAACCAAAAUGGCGGCGUACAAAGGGUGAGGGGGUGUUUUCAUAUUAAACUAUUCCAUCCGAGGUAUCUUCAGAUAAACCAAAUGGAAAUUAACAGAAGUUCUUCAACCAGUAUUAUAAUAUACAGUUGUAACUAAAGAAUUAUUAAGAAUGUAGAAUAUUAGAAUAAUAAUAUUAAAAAUAUUAGGAACCCGCUAAUUGUGUACUAGGCUAUGUAGUUAUAAA
Messenger RNA from Anoplophora glabripennis (Asian longhorned beetle), 2538 nucleotides. RefSeq names its product zinc finger Y-chromosomal protein 2-like. The coding region runs from base 42 to 2258 and encodes 738 amino acids. Gene Ontology annotation, biological process: regulation of transcription by RNA polymerase II. NCBI's taxonomy places the organism in Eukaryota, Metazoa, Arthropoda, Insecta, Coleoptera, Cerambycidae. The record is from RefSeq and is a predicted model, not a curated record. Gene Ontology annotation, cellular component: nucleus. The transcript is spliced from 4 exons. Gene Ontology annotation, molecular function: zinc ion binding; RNA polymerase II transcription regulatory region sequence-specific DNA binding; DNA-binding transcription factor activity, RNA polymerase II-specific.